AUGGAUACUAUAACACCUCUAAGUCCGUCACGUCCAGCUCUUGCAGCAACCGACAAAACAAGCUUCGCUUAUACAACAACACGUGAUCGUUGGCCGGUAAUUAUCACAAAGGUAAUCGAUGGUCUUUAUCAAACAUAUCAUUCCCUCAACAAAGAGGAAAGCGAAACUGAAUUAGAGUUUGAGACGAAACAAAAAGAAGCUAAAGCUAUAAUUGAAGAAAUGGGAAAGAUAAAGUAUCAAUUGCAAAGGGAUAAACCGUUGAUCCCUUUAGAAGAUGAUGGUGAAUCUGAUGUUCUGAUGUGGCAUAAUGUAUUCAAUACUUAUUUCCAUGAUAAAACGUGGUAUUCUGCUACCUGGUUGUUCACUGAAUGCUAUCUCUAUCGACUUGUACAUUCCGCAUUUGCCAAAACAAAAUAUUGGCGUAACUACGAUCCAUUUGCACGACAAAAGGAAGAAACAUUCAAAGCAUCCUUUGUCGCAGUAAGUGAACUUGCUAAACGUAUAAAUGAAUUGACCAAUGGGUUAUUAUCAUCAUCGUCAGCAUCAAGUACUGAGGAGGAGGAGCAAGAAAGACGUCGAAUUGUAUUUCAUGAAUUGGCACAAGUGUGUUUAUGGGGAAAUGCCACUGAUUUAUCAUUGCUGACUAAUCUUAGUGGAGAUGAUGUCGAGAAGUUGCAACGGGGUGGACGAGGAACGGAGGCACUUAAAGAAUCGGAAAAAAAUAUUUUGGCAAAUGAUUUGGAUCGGGUUUGGGAAGAGAAGCUGAAGAAUUUAAGAAAUGGUAGAAUUGAUUUUGUAUUGGAUAAUGCCGGAUUCGAGCUAUAUGUUGACAUGGUAUUUGCUGAUUGGUUAAUACAAGCUGGGUACGCGUCAGAAAUUCAUUUUCACGCAAAAAGAAUUCCGUGGUUUGUUUCUGACACAACACCCGCGGAUUUUCAUUGGCUUCUUUCAGCCAUAUCCAAUCUUUCUUCUUCAUUCUCCACACAACAACAAUCUGAUCUCACAAGAUUAUCCACACGCUGGAGCUCUUAUCUAGAAAACAAGCGAUGGAUCCUGCAUACACAUCAAUUCUGGACAUCACCGUACGCGUAUUGGCAUUUACCCGACGAGGCACCCGAUUUAUUCGCUGAUAUAUGUAAAGCGGAUCUGGUUCUGUUGAAGGGAGAUUUAAAUUACCGUAAAUUGGUGUAUGAUUGUAAAUGGGAGUUUACGACUCCUUUUGUCGUUGCUAUUGGUCCGUUGGCAACGAUCGAGGGAGUGCCCGCUAUUCUGGCUUUGAGAACUUGUAAGGCAGAUGUGAUUGUUGGUCUGCCUGCUGGUGUUGAGGAAAAGAUGGAGGCAAGCGGGGAGACUAAUUGGUUGUAUUCGGGGAAAUAUGCUGUUGUGCAAUAUAGUCUUGGCAAAAAGGAUAAUUCUAUUUUUCUAUUAUCUAAUGUUUGA
Messenger RNA from Ambispora gerdemannii, 1440 nucleotides. Lineage: Eukaryota; Fungi; Glomeromycota; Glomeromycetes; Archaeosporales; Ambisporaceae. The record is from the annotation of a GenBank genome assembly.